AUGGGAAAUUGUCUUGCUCAUCCUACACCCAUUUCAAAAUCAUAUUGCAUAGCAUCUACCAUGGGAAAACUAGUUAAAGUAGCCAAAGAAGAUGGUAAAAUACUAGAGUUUACUUCUCCAAUUCACGUCAAAGAUAUCUUAACAAAUUUUCCUGGUAACGGUAUCGGUGUUUCGAAGAAUGCAACAGAAACUCUAUCACAAGAUCAUGAGUUGAAAGGUGGAAAAUUGUACUACUUGAUUCCUCAUAACAAAGAGGAAGAGACUGAGGGUGGCAUAAAGAGGAUCAAAGUUUUAAUAACAAAGCAACAGCUUCAACAGUUGGUGACUAAGCAAAUAUCGUUACAAGAAUUAUUAUCAGUUGUUAUGGAAGAUGGAGUUCGUUUCAGAAGUGAUCGGAAACCAAUAUUGGACUCUAUACCUGAAGAAAAUGAGUAA
Vicia faba (fava bean) is the source of this 435-nucleotide messenger RNA. The record is from the annotation of a GenBank genome assembly. NCBI's taxonomy places the organism in Eukaryota, Viridiplantae, Streptophyta, Magnoliopsida, Fabales, Fabaceae.